UAGACCACAGCUGGCCAAAGAGAAGAUUGAAGGAUGCCAUAUUUGUACAUCUGUCACACCUGGUGAACCUCAAGUGUUCUUGGGAAAAGAUAAGGCCUUCACUUUUGAUUAUGUCUUUAACAUUGACUCGCAGCAAGAAGAGAUCUAUAUACAAUGUAUAGAAAAACUGAUUGAAGGUUGCUUUGAAGGCUAUAAUGCCACUGUCUUUGCUUAUGGCCAAACAGGUGCUGGCAAAACAUACACCAUGGGCACUGGAUUUGAUGUCAACAUAACAGAAGAGGAACAAGGCAUUAUAUCACGUGCUGUUAAGCAUCUUUUCAGAUGUAUUGAAGAAAAAAAACAAGCUGCUAUUAAACAAGGACUUCCACCUCCAGAUUUUAAAGUGAAUGCACAGUUCUUAGAGCUUUACAAUGAAGAAAUUCUUGAUCUGUUUGAUACCACGCGUGAUAUUGAUGCAAAGAAUAAGAAAUCAAAUAUUAAAAUACAUGAAGAUUCAGCGGGAGGAAUUUAUACAGUGGGCGUUACAACCCGAACUGUGAAUGGAGAAUCAGAGAUGAUGCAGUGCUUGAAGCUGGGGGCUUUGUCUCGAACCACUGCCAGCACUCAGAUGAAUGUUCAGAGCUCACGGUCACAUGCUAUCUUCACUAUACACUUGUGUCAAACCAGAGUCUGUCCUGCAUUUAACACUGAUAAUGCCACUGAUAACAGAAUAAUAUCUGAAUCUUCUGAGAUGAAUGAAUUUGAAACUCUUACUGCCAAGUUCCAUUUUGUUGAUCUAGCGGGAUCCGAAAGGUUAAAGCGAACAGGAGCUACAGGAGAAAGGGCAAAAGAAGGCAUUUCCAUCAACUGUGGACUACUGGCACUUGGCAAUGUAAUAAGUGCACUGGGAGAUAAAAGUAAGAAGGCAACUCAUGUACCAUACAGAGAUUCAAAGCUUACAAGGCUACUUCAAGACUCUCUUGGGGGAAACAGUCAAACACUCAUGAUAGCGUGUGUGAGCCCUUCAGAUCGAGACUUCAUGGAAACCUUGAACACAUUAAAGUAUGCCAAUCGGGCACGGAACAUUAAGAACAAGGUGAUGGUUAAUCAGGAUAGGGCUAGUCAACAAAUAAAUGCUUUGCGCAGUGAGAUCACACGGCUACAGAUGGAACUCAUGGAAUACAAAACAGGUAAAAGGAUUAUAGAUGAAGAAGGCGUUGAAAGCAUCAAUGACAUGUUUCAUGAAAAUGCGAUGCUACAAACAGAAAACAACAACCUGCGUGUUAGAAUUAAAGCAAUGCAAGAGACUAUUGAUGCGCUGAGAGCCAGAAUAACGCAACUUCUGAGCGAUCAGGCCAACCAAGUGCUAGCCAGAGCAGGUGAAGGAAAUGAAGAAAUUAGCAACAUGAUUCAUAACUACAUCAAGGAAAUUGAAGAUCUCAGAGCAAAACUAUUAGAAAGUGAAGCAGUGAAUGAAAAUCUUCGACGCAACUUGUCAAGAGCUUCAGCAAGAUCCACGUACUUUGGUGGACCAUCAGCAUUUUCUGCUUCUAUGCUUUCUUCAGAGAAAGAGACAAUGGAAAUUCUAGAUAUAGCCAAAAAAGAUCUAGAAAAGCUGAAAAAAAAGGAAAGGAAAAAAAAAAAGAGUGUUAAAGAGGAUAACACAGAUAACGAGCAGGAGAAGAGAGAUGAAAAAGGCACUUCGGAGAGAGAGAAUAAUGAAUUGGAAGCAGAGGAAAUUCAGGAAGUAAGUGAUCAUGAGGAUGAAGAGGAGGAAGAUGAUGAGGAGGAAGAUGACCUGGAAGUUGUUGAAAGCUCAGAUGAAUCGGAUUCUGACUCUGAUGAAAAAGAAAAUUAUCAAGCUGACUUGGCAAAUAUCACCUGUGAAAUAGCCAUUAAGCAGAAACUGAUAGAUGAGCUAGAGAACAGCCAGCGAAGGUUGCAAACAUUGAAAAGACAAUAUGAAGAGAAACUAAUGAUGUUACAACAUAAGAUUCGAGACACUCAGCUUGAAAGAGAUCAGGUUCUUCAAAACUUGGGUUCUGUAGAGACCUAUUCAGAAGAAAAGGCAAAAAAAAUCAAGUCAGAAUAUGAAAAGAAACUCCAAGCUAUGAAUAAAGAACUACAGAGGCUUCAAACUGCGCAAAAAGAACACGCACGAUUGCUUAAAAAUCAGUCUCAGUAUGAAAAGCAACUGAAGAAAUUGCAGCAGGAGGUGACAGAGAUGAAGAAAACCAAGGUUCGCUUGAUGAAACAAAUGAAAGAAGAGCAGGAGAAAGCUAGAAUGACUGAGUCUAGAAGAAACAGAGAGAUUGCACAGCUUAAAAAGGAGCAGCGCAAACGAGAGCAUCAGCUCAAGCUUCUGGAAGCUCAGAAAAGAAAUCAAGAAGUUAUCUUACGUCGCAAAACUGAAGAGGUCACAGCCCUUCGUCGGCAAGUAAGGCCUCUGUCUGAUAAAGUCGCGGGAAAAGUAAGUCGAAAGCUGAGUCUGCCUGAGCAUCCUAUACAGGAACCAAGCUCUAGCGCAUCAGUUGAGCAUGACGGUUCCAGAACAGCAGCACAGCAGAGGAUGAGAAUUCCUGUUGCAAGGGUUCAAGCAUUAUCUGUAACUGCAACAAAUGGAACAGGAAAGAAAUAUCAGCGGAAAGCGGUGACGAGCAGAGUUUACUCCUCAAAGGCAGCCAGGAUGAAGUGGCAGUUACUUGAACGCAGGGUGACUGAUAUCAUUAUGCAGAGGAUGACCAUUUCCAAUAUGGAGGCAGAUAUGAACAGGUUACUUACGCAACGUGAAGAACUUACAAAAAGAAGAGAAAAGCUUUCAAAGAAAAGAGAGAAGCUCAUCAAGGAUGGGGGUGGCAGUGAAGCAGAUAGAAACGUCCAAAACAUCAAUGAAGAGAUGGAAUCACUAACUGCGAAUAUAGACUACAUUAAUGACAGCAUUUCUGACUGCCAAGCAAACAUUAUGCAAAUGGAGGAAGCAAAGGAAGAAGGAGAGACCUUGGAUGUAACAGCAGUGAUUAAUGCUUGCACUUUGACAGAAGCUCGGUAUUUGCUUGAUCACUUCCUCACAAUGGGUAUCAAUAAGGGUCUCCAAGCAGCUCAGAAAGAAGCUCAGAUUAAAGUUCUUGAGGGACGCCUUAAGCAGACAGAAAUUACUAGUGCUACUCAAAACCAACUGCUGUUUCAUAUGCUAAAAGAAAAAGCUGAGUUAAAUCCUGAACUUGAUGCUUUGCUGGGUCAUGCUUUGCAAGAAAAUUUGGAAGAUAGUACUGAUGAGGAUGCCCCGUUGCAUAGUCCUGGGACGGAAGGAAGCUCAUUAUCUUCAGAUCUUUUGAAACUUUGUGGCGAAGUCAAACCCAAAAGCAAGGCCCGCCGGAGGACCACUACCCAGAUGGAAUUGCUAUAUGCAGACAGCAACGAUUUAGUCUCUGACAUUAGUGCUGCAGACUCUACUUUGGCUGGCCCUCUUGCAUCAGUUGCAGAAACCCAAGAAAGUGGGAUGGCUGCUGACACAAAUGAUACUCCUGCUAGGGACAGAGAGUUUAUUCCCCCACCAUCUGGUUUACCUUCUAAGAUAGGCAGCAUUUCUAGACAGCCAUCUCUGUCAGAGAAGAAGAUACCUGAGCCUUCACCUUUAGCAAAGAGAAAAGCCUAUGAGAAAACAAUGGAAAAGACAAAGGCAAAAGAACAAAAACUCUCAGAUUCUGGAGCCCCAGAGACUAGUCUGUCACCUCCUACUUCCCCACCAAGCCGGCCCCGUAAUGAAAUGAAUGUUUUUAGUCGUCUUACUGUUUCUCAGGGAAAAACAUCAGUUCAGCAAAAGGGGAUAAUUAACCCAUUCCCUGCUUCAAAAUGCAUCAGAUCGUCCCCACUUCAGUGUAUCUAUACAGCUGAAGGACAUACCAAGGCUGUCCUUUGUGUUGAUGCAACUGAUGAUCUUCUGUUCACUGGAUCUAAAGAUCGCACCUGUAAAGUCUGGAAUCUGGUAACUGGACAAGAGAUUAUGUCUCUGGGGGGUCAUCCAAAUAAUGUUGUUUCUAUAAAAUAUUGCAACUACACUAGCCUGGUCUUCACAGUCUCAACCUCCUAUAUCAAGGUGUGGGACAUCAGAGAUUCUGCUAAGUGUAUUCGGACAUUGACGUCUUCAGGGCAGGCGAUGCCUGGUGAUGUGUGUUCAGGAACUACUAAUAGAACAGUCACUAUCCCAGCUGGAGAAAACCAGAUCAAUCAGAUUGCACUAAAUCCAACUGGCACAUUCCUCUAUGCGGCUGCUGGAAACUCAGUGAGGAUGUGGGACCUGAAAAGAUUUCAGUCUACGGGAAAGCUAACUGGUCACCAGGGUCCUGUUAUGUGCCUUACUGUAGAUCGAAUUUCCAAUGGACAAGACCUUAUUGUCUCUGGUUCAAAGGAUCAUUAUAUAAAGAUGUUCGAUGUGACUGAAGGGGCUCUUGGAAGUGUAAGUCCUACACACAAUUUUGAACCUCCUCAUUAUGAUGGCAUCGAAGCACUUGCUAUUAUGGGAGACAACCUUUUCAGUGGAUCCAGAGAUAAUGGAAUUAAGAAAUGGGAUCUGGCUCAAAAAGACCUUCUUCAGCAAGUUCCUAAUGCUCAUAAAGACUGGGUGUGUGCUCUUGGCCUGGUACCUGGUGCUCCGGUUCUGCUCAGUGGCUGCAGAGGAGGCAUCCUCAAGCUCUGGAAUGUGGACACCUUCGCACCCAUUGGGGAGAUGAAGGGACACGACAGCCCUAUAAAUGCAAUCUGCACCAACUCCAGCCAGAUUUUCACAGCAGCAGAUGACCGGACUGUGAGGAUCUGGAAAGCUCGAAAUGUAAUAGACGGACAGAGCUCAGAUACAGGAGAUGCAAGUGAAGAUCUUGCCAGUAAUUGAAAGGAUGGGGAUAAAUGAAUAUAUUGAUGAAUUUGAGGUGCACUCGAUGCAGUUUGCUGCAUGCUUAUUAGGUAAACACUGAUGACUGGAAUGAACUGAAAAAUAAGAGUGAACUCUUCUACUUAGACCUGCUGUCCUUAAAAUAUGUACUGUAUUUAAGAAAAAAAUAACCUUUUGGUAACAUGCUUGUGUCUCAAUGGUCACAUGUAUAUGUCUAUAUAUUAUGGCUGGAUUUGUGUGCAUAUGUAACACUUGCAGUUAAAAUUAACUGGAAAUCAGUCUUCUCUAACGACCAUCUCAAAAUUAUAACCUGGAAUAUAUAACAAAAGUGCUCUGCUGUAUUUCACUCACAAGUAUGAUCAGGUGUUUUGCAUUUUAGGGUAGCAGGGGAAUGAUGAUGCCCCGAUAAUAAGCCUUUGAUUAUGACAGGCAUUGUUUCAAGAUUCUAAAGGUCACUUAUACUGUCGUUAGGAAAGUGGAGUGAAUACAAGAUGGGAAGAAGCUGUUAAUGACACAUCUAUCCCACAUGGCUGUAUCCUUCUAA
Molecule: messenger RNA, 5411 nt
Organism: Egretta garzetta (little egret)
Lineage: Eukaryota; Metazoa; Chordata; Aves; Pelecaniformes; Ardeidae
Gene: KIF21A
Product: kinesin family member 21A
Exons: 33
Coding region: 245-4867 (1540 amino acids)
Biological process (GO): microtubule-based movement; mitotic spindle organization
Molecular function (GO): microtubule binding; ATP binding; microtubule motor activity
Source: RefSeq, a predicted model, not a curated record